Messenger RNA from Plutella xylostella (diamondback moth), 776 nucleotides. RefSeq lists its product as uncharacterized. NCBI's taxonomy places the organism in Eukaryota, Metazoa, Arthropoda, Insecta, Lepidoptera, Plutellidae. The record is from RefSeq and is a predicted model, not a curated record.
GCGACACAGUUCUAGACAAACACUUGUACAGCAACAUGUUCGCAGCGAUCCUAUUAGGGCUGGUGGUGUCGGUGGCCGCCGCGCCUCACCGCGCCGCGCCGGAGUACGGCCGCCUCAGCGACUACGUGUAUGACGACAACGUCUUCGACACGCACAAGUUCUGGUCGGAGCUGGAGGCGUCGCUGCUGCUGGAGCAGAUCCUCGAGGACUUCUACAAGCACUUCCCGUCGCGCGUGGACAUCGCCGGCGUGCGCGGCCACGAGUACCAGGUGCUCAUCACCAUCCCUGACUACGAGGAGAAGGAUAUAGUGGUGAAGGCGCGCACCGGCGUGCUGAUGGUGGAGGCGACGCGCGCGGCGGGCAGCGACCUGCACCACUACCUGGACGUGCGCUCACUGCCCGCCGCCGUGGACCCCGCCGGCAAGUGGAACUACAACGAGGGCGUGCUCAACAUCACGUUCCCGCUGCGAGGGCCAGUGGAGACGUCGAGCGAGGAGCUGGGGACCGCCGCGCCCGCCACCGCCGCGCCGCGCGACCGCGAGGAGAUGGAGCCGGCCGGGGAGGCCACCGACGACGCGGAUGUCGGCCUGGACCAAGACAAGGUGCAGGACAUCGACACCAACGAGAUCAAGCAGAGCUCCGUGGAGGCCACCACGUACGCCGUCGAUAUGAACAACGAAAUCGAGUUCGUUCCUGUCUCGUUAAAGUAAGCUUCUCUAGUGAUAGUGUAAUUAUGUGAUACUUAUUUUGUAGAAUAAAUACUUAAUUUAAUUCCG